Messenger RNA from Limanda limanda (common dab), 873 nucleotides. Its product is annotated as hepatic lectin-like. NCBI's taxonomy places the organism in Eukaryota, Metazoa, Chordata, Actinopteri, Pleuronectiformes, Pleuronectidae. Bases 1 to 873 code for a protein of 290 amino acids. The transcript has 9 exons. The record is from RefSeq and is a predicted model, not a curated record.
AUGGCUGAAGCUGAAGUUCUUUAUAAUAUUAAGUCCACAAGAGCGAGGGGAAACACAGAUGUGGCCACACCCUCUACAGAUGAGGACACUUAUUGCAACAUCAAUUACUCGAAAACUCAGCGACCUGUGGCCACACCCUCUACAGAUGAGGACACUUAUUGCAACAUCAAUUACUCGAAAACUCAGCGACCUGCAUCAAGCAGGCGAUCGGGGGUCACAUCGGAGCGAGUGGUCCUGCUGGUCCUCAGUGUUCUCCUGGCAGCUGCCAUCAUAGCUCUUGGUGUAACCCUUUCUGAAAACACUCAAACCAAGAAGAGUCUCCAAAAGCUUGAAGAUGUGGCUGAACAUCUUUCAGGAAUACUCAGUAAGACAGAGCUGUGCAAAGUGGAGCAGCCAGGUAAACCUCCUUCAGUAAGAAAUGAAACAUGUCCGAGGUGCGAGGACGACUGGGAGCCACACGGGGGAAAGUGUUACUUCUUCUCCUCGUUAACUUCAUCCUGGACUCAGAGUAGAACACAAUGCACAUCAAUGAGUGGAGACCUGGUUGUGGUAAACAGCAGAGAGGAGCAGAGAUUCCUGGCGUCUAGAGUGAGAGGAAAAAUGGAAACACCUAAGGACUUGUUCUGGAUCGGACUGACAGACUCAAAGAAAGAGGGUGAAUGGAUUUGGUUGGACAACACAAAACUGCAUCCAAGUUUGACGUUUUGGCGUGAGGGCGAGCCAAACAACCAGAAAUGGUCGAAUCCUGAUGGACAGGACUGUGUGAGGAUGGGGGAGAAAGAAGGAGCCACGGACAUGAAGUCCUGGGACGAUCAAUUUUGCGAAUGGGCUCAAAAAAGUAUUUGUGAGAAACCAGAAAAAGCAUGUGGCUGA